CAUGCGGCAGCCCCUGCGACACUUAAGGUGGCGCCUUCUCAGAUUCAGUUGGCUUCCUUCCGUACCUGUAGAGUUUGUCAUCACCUGCACCUGUUCAUUCGUUCACUCACUCAGCCAACAGUGCCUGAGUUCCACUCCUUAGAGAGCACUGUGUGAGAUAUGGCAAACUAAGACCGACACAGACCUUUCCCUCUGGGAACUCAUGUUCAUGGGGAAUUAGUGCAUUGUGACGCGGCCUGUGAUAGGGGACGCACACAGUAGAGGGACUGAAACUAGGUUGGGAGGUCAGGGAGGGGUUCCUGGAAAAUAUGACCAAAGCUGCGAUCUGGUUAGCCAUGCUGAGGAGAUAGCAAGAAACUUAUCAAGUAUAGGGGACAGUAUGAAUGUCCAGAAAUGAGACUGAGCACAGGCAAUUGAAGUCAUGGGAGGCUUGGAGAAAUCACCGUGUAAGAAUGAAAAGGGAGCAAAGGACAUCGUUCAGAAUUUUGAGGGAUACCAACAUUUAUAGGACUGGGAGAGGAAAAGAAUCUGGUAGCUCAGAGACCAAAAAACCUACAUUUAUGGAUGAAGAAGUUCAAAGCAUACUCACGAAAAUGACAGGCUUGAACUUGCAGAAGACUUUUAAGCCAGCUAUUCAAGAACUGAAACCACCAACCUAUAAGCUAAUGACUCAGGCACAGUUGGAAGAGGCUACAAGACAGGCAGUUGAGGCAGCUAAAGUAAGAUUAAAAAUGCCACCGGUUCUGGAAGAGCGAGUACCAAUAAACGAUGUGUUAGCUGAAGAUAGGAUUUUGGAAGGAACAGAAACAACCAAAUAUGUGUUUACUGAUAUAUCAUAUAGCAUACCACACCGGGAGCGUUUUAUUGUCGUCAGAGAACCAAGUGGCACACUACGCAAAGCCUCUUGGGAAGAACGGGACCGAAUGAUACAAAUUUAUUUCCCAAAAGAAGGUCGUAAAGUUUUGACACCAGUAAUUUUCAAGGAAGAAAAUAUUAGGACUAUGUAUAGCCAGGACAGGCAUGUUGAUGUCCUCAAUCUCUGCUUUGCCCAGUUUGAGCCAGAUUCUGCAGAGUAUAUCAAGGUUCAUCACCAGACCUAUGAGGAUAUAGAUAAACAUGGAAAAUACGACCUUUUACGUUCAACAAGAUACUUUGGUGGAAUGGUGUGGUAUUUUGUCAAUAAUAAAAGGAUUGAUGGUUUGCUGAUUGACCAGAUUCAGAGAGAUUUAAUCGAUGAUGCCAUCAGCUUGGUUCAGCUGUAUCAUAUACUCCAUCCAGACGGCCAGUCGGCUCAAGAGGCCAAGGAUCAGGCUGCUGAGGGAAUAAAUUUAAUUAAGGUCUUUGCAAAAACAGAAGCACAGAAGGGAGCAUAUAUAGAACUAACACUGCAAACUUACCAUCAAGAAGCACUCAGCCAUUCUGCAGCUUCCUGAAAAUAUUUUAAAAAUAUACUUAUUUUACUAAAUACUGACAUUUCUCUGUUAAUAUUGAGCUAAAUAUUAAAAAACGGUGAGAUUAAAAGGUA
Messenger RNA from Callithrix jacchus (white-tufted-ear marmoset), 1525 nucleotides. It is a transcript of the gene MRPS22, whose product is annotated as mitochondrial ribosomal protein S22. NCBI's taxonomy places the organism in Eukaryota, Metazoa, Chordata, Mammalia, Primates, Cebidae. The record is from RefSeq and is a predicted model, not a curated record. Gene Ontology annotation, cellular component: mitochondrial small ribosomal subunit. Gene Ontology annotation, molecular function: structural constituent of ribosome.